AUGUCGCCACCUUUCAAAUAUACUCAACCAGAACACAAAUUAACCUUGAUUCCUGGUCCAAUUGAGUUUAGUGAUGAUGUUUUGGCAUCAAUGGCCACGCCAUCACAAGCUCAUACUUCGCCUGAAUUUGUUACUACCUUCCAAUCGGUAUUGACGAGAUUGAGGAAAUUAUUCAAAUCGAGUGACGCAAACUCUCAAGGUUUCGUUUUGAGUGGAUCGGGAACUUUGGGUUGGGAUGUUGCUGCUACUAAUUUGAUCCAACAUGGUGAUAAAGUUUUGGUUUUAUCCACCGGAUUCUUUAGUGAUUCUUUUGCCGAUGCCUUGAGGAUUUAUGGCGCAAAUGUUGAUGUUCUUACUGCUAAAGUUGGUGACGUUGUUCCUUUGGAGGAGAUUAAGAAACAAUUGCAAAAGGAAAAAUAUACAGCUAUCACCAUUACCCAUGUUGAUACUUCUACUUCAGUUGUAAGCGAUGUUGAAGCUAUCAGCAAAUUGGUUAAGCAAGAGUCGCCAGAAACGUUGAUCAUUGUUGAUGGUGUUUGUUCUAUUGGUGUUGAAGAUUUGCAAUUUGACAACUGGGGGAUUGAUUUUGCCUUGACUGCGUCGCAAAAGGCAAUUGGUGUACCGGCUGGAUUGGCUAUUUUCUACAUCAGCAAAAGAGCAUUGUCCAAGGCUUUGGAUAAGAAGGAAACCACUUAUUUCGCAUCGUUAAAGAGAUGGGACCCUAUUAUGAAAGCUUAUGAACUGGGCAAACCUGCUUAUUUUGCUACACCUGCCGUACAGACAAUUACUGCGUUAAACACCUCACUCGAUGAAAUCUUCUCGGCAAGUUUAGAUGAGAGAUUUGCCAAAAAUGCAAAGGAGUCUGAUAAAUUUAAAAGUAAAUGUAAAGAAUUAGGGUUAACCAUUGUUCCAGUGAAUGAGUCUGUUGCAGCACAUGGAUUAACUGCAGUUUAUUUCCCUGAGGAUAUUGAUGGGCCUGCGUUAUUAAAGCGGUUGAGUGAAAAGGGGUUUGUUGUGGCAGGUGGUAUUCAUAAACAAUUACUUGGUAAGUAUUUCAGAGUUGGACAUAUGGGUUACUCGGUUUAUGCUGGUCACAUUGACAAAUUCUUAAAGGCACUCGAAGAGAGUUUGAACGAGUUGAGAAGUGAGAAUAAGUGA
Molecule: messenger RNA, 1158 nt
Organism: Lodderomyces oxycetoniae
Lineage: Eukaryota; Fungi; Ascomycota; Pichiomycetes; Serinales; Debaryomycetaceae
Product: pyridoxal-phosphate-dependent aminotransferase family protein
Exons: 1
Coding region: 1-1158 (385 amino acids)
Cellular component (GO): peroxisome
Molecular function (GO): L-alanine:glyoxylate transaminase activity; L-serine:pyruvate transaminase activity
Source: RefSeq, a predicted model, not a curated record